GUUGGGGAAUCGUCGGCCCGUUUCCGCUCAGCGACGGGGAAAGCUCUCUCGCGCCCACCCGGCCGCAAUUCCGUCAGUCAUGCCUUUGCGGAACCCCUCCGCCCUGUCAGGAUACCGGUGUCGCUCGCGUUUGCUCCUAAGGGCCGCAACCCGGGCGAGGAGGGCUGCGGCCGGGUCUUCCGGCCUGGAUGAGUCAUUUCCGGUCACAGGCUCCCUCCCCCGGAAGUGAGACCUGAUGUAAACACCGGAGCCGGGCGUCAAGGCCCGCGAGGUCAGAAAGCCGGGCCGCGGGCGGCACCGAGAACCUGGGCGGAGAUCCGGGACGCGCGGAGGUCAGUCCUGCUGGGGUUGGUAGGUAGCAUUGUGAGGAGGAAGAAGAAAUCAGUUGGGGACAGGAGUUCUAGGACUUGGAGGACAGACCCCAGGACUCUUUCCAGCUCUACCCCCAUUUGCGUCCAGGAAAGCAAUCCUGGACCAUGACUCAGCAGCCACUUCGAGGAGUGACCAGCCUGCGUUUCAACCAAGACCAAAGCUGCUUCUGCUGUGCCAUGGAGACAGGUGUGCGCAUCUACAACGUGGAGCCGUUGAUGGAGAAGGGGCAUCUGGAUUCCCUGGAAUCCUGGCCUCUCGUAGGCACCUCAAGACACUGGCAGAUGAAGAUGUCAGAGCACCUCAGAGUCGCACAGCGAGGCCUACAGCUUGGAAGUCAUGGAUCUUACAGCUUGAGAAGCUUGGUGUUUUGUCUUCAUUUAACAAACAUUAAUUGCAUGCCUCCUGUAUGCCAUGUCUUUACCUAUGGAGCACUUGCUGUGAGCCUGUGCUGAUCUGGGACGAUGCCCGGGAGGGCAAGGACUCCAAGGACAAGCUGGUGCUGGAGUUCACCUUCACCAAGCCAGUGCUGGCUGUGCGCAUGCGCCAUGACAAAAUCGUGAUCGUGCUGAGGAACCGCAUCUAUGUGUACUCCUUCCCCAACAGUCCCCGAAAGCUGUUUGAGUUUGACACCCGGGACAACCCCAAGGGGCUCUGUGACCUCUGCCCCAGCCUGGAGAAGCAACUGCUAGUGUUCCCAGGACACAAGUGCGGGAGUCUGCAACUUGUGGACCUGGCGAGCACAAAGCCCGGAACUUCAUCUGCUCCGUUCACCAUCAACGCACAUCAGAGCGACGUGGCCUGCGUGUCUCUGAACCAGCCAGGCACCGUAGUGGCCUCGGCCUCCCAGAAGGGCACCCUUAUUCGCCUUUUUGAUACGCAGUCCAAGGAGAAACUGGUGGAACUGCGCAGAGGCACUGACCCCGCCACCCUCUACUGCAUCAACUUCAGCCAUGAUUCCUCCUUCCUGUGCGCUUCCAGUGAUAAGGGCACGGUCCAUAUCUUUGCUCUCAAGGAUACCCGCCUCAACCGCCGCUCCGCGCUGGCUCGUGUAGGCAAGGUGGGGCCUAUGAUUGGGCAGUACGUGGACUCUCAGUGGAGCCUGGCAAGCUUCACCGUGCCUGCUGAGUCAGCCUGCAUCUGCGCCUUCGGUCGCAAUACUUCCAAGAACGUCAACUCGGUCAUUGCCAUCUGUGUAGAUGGGACCUUCCACAAGUACGUCUUCACUCCUGAUGGAAACUGCAACAGAGAGGCUUUCGAUGUGUACCUUGACAUCUGUGAUGACGAUGACUUUUAAGGACCCUGUGGGUUGUGCCAGGAGCCUGCAGUGGCAGAUUGCAAAGCCUUUAGGGGGUUGGGAGUGCUGUGGAAGCCACUAGCCAGCAAGCAUUAAUGGGGCAGGUGCCCACUUUCUACUCAGCAGAGAGUGCCUAAACAGCUCUCUUCCCUCAAGCACUUCGUGAAGACUGUGUACCAGUAAGGCCAGGCCAUGGACCCUGGACGGCAGCAGACCCCCUGAGGCUCCCAGCCUGGAGAAGACUGCUAGGCACCCAAAGGGAGUGCCCUAAUCCAACCUGUGUGGGGGGGAUUAAAAAACUUCCCUGAAAGAGACGAUCUUUGAUGUGAUGAACAUGAAUAAAAGGCCCUUAAUGGUA
Equus caballus (horse) is the source of this 2024-nucleotide messenger RNA. RefSeq names its product WD repeat domain 45 (gene WDR45). Gene Ontology annotation, cellular component: extrinsic component of membrane; cytosol; phagophore assembly site membrane. The record is from RefSeq and is a predicted model, not a curated record. Gene Ontology annotation, biological process: protein lipidation; nucleophagy; autophagy of mitochondrion. Gene Ontology annotation, molecular function: phosphatidylinositol-3-phosphate binding; protein binding; phosphatidylinositol-3,5-bisphosphate binding. NCBI's taxonomy places the organism in Eukaryota, Metazoa, Chordata, Mammalia, Perissodactyla, Equidae.